Molecule: messenger RNA, 5562 nt
Organism: Larimichthys crocea (large yellow croaker)
Lineage: Eukaryota; Metazoa; Chordata; Actinopteri; Sciaenidae
Product: inactive phospholipase D5
Exons: 10
Coding region: 541-2406 (621 amino acids)
Molecular function (GO): catalytic activity
Source: RefSeq, a predicted model, not a curated record
GUGGAAGUCCUGAUCAGAGGCGUCGGAGUCCCUGGUCUGCUGAGAGCUCAGCCUAAACGGAUCCUGAGUGUAGCUAAACGUAGAUCUCAUCAUGAAAACGUGAUGCUUUUCUGAAGGCAUGUUGGAAAAGGAUUUCCUACAGCCCGUGGACAUUUGCCAGUGGCGGUGAAGACAGGGAUGCUCCUACUUUAUGAAGACAGUGGUAUGAUGAUAAUGAAAGCUAUCUGGUGAUGCAUUUGAGGAAUGUGAAGCUUCAAGUCUGAGAUCUUGUGUGUUUAAGUUUUUGAUAAAAGAAGGUGAGGACAAGGCUUAUACUGAAAGCUUGGUGAUAUUUCUUCAAUAUUCUCAACAUCACAGUUAUAUGAGUGUAUUCAUUUUUUCACCAUGCACAAAGGAACUAUAAAGUGCAGUCAAGCUCAGUGUACACAAUGCAUCCCAAAAGGGAAGAGUUUUCUUCGGAUAUUAACAGGAGAUCAACAAGUUAACUGAUUCUUUUACAAAGACUGAAAGAACAUCGCACCACACACCUCUGUAACCUAUAUGGAGCUACGAGGGACCCGCGGGUCAAUGGGUGGCUCGGACCUGAGGGGUCAAGGGUUAGGAUUCAACAUCCCAGCCACCGCAACACCGGUCAGUUCUAUAAUAACGGCAGUGCGCCAGCAAGACUACUCAGCCAGCGUCUGGCUUCGCAGGAGGGAGAAACUGGAACAUUCUCAGCAGAAGUGCAUUGUGAUCUUCGCCUUGGUGUGCUGCUUCGCCGUGCUGGUCGCACUGAUCUUCUCUGCUGUGGACAUUUGGGGGGAAGAUGAGGAUGGGAUCACGGAGGAUAACUGUAGCAGGGACUGCAGAGUGGUGCUUGUUGAAAACAUCCCAGAAGACAUCUCAUUCUUAGACAAUAGUACAUCCCAUGUCCCUCUCUCUGUCGGGCUGUACAACCUCCUGGACCAAGCUAUCCGGAACGUAGAGAUAGUUUCCCCGCUGUGGCUACUCAACUCCUCCGAUUAUGAAUCCAGCUUCCAGCCCGCUGCCAGACAGGGCAGGGCUCUGCUGUCCAGGCUGCAGGGGCUGAAAGCUAAAGGAAUCCAACUGAAGAUCUCCAGCGGGAUGAUCGACUCGACUGAGCUCAGCACACUCGCCAAACACAAUGCUGAGGUCCACUAUGUGAACAUGACAGCGCUGACCAAAGGUCAUCUCCUCUCCUCCUUCUGGGUGGUCGACAGGAAACAUUUCUACAUCGGCAGCGCCAGCAUGGACUGGAGAUCACUGGCCACUAGAAAGGAGCUGGGUGUGUUGGUGUACAACUGUAGCUGUCUGGCUCUGGACCUCCACAGAGUGUUCAGCCUCUACUGGGGGCUCCAGUAUAAAGAUUUCAUCCCCUCCUUCUGGUCCAAACGCCUCUUUGCCCUCUUCAACAGGGACACGCCGUUGCAGCUCACUCUCAACAGCACAAAGGCUCAAGCCUACGUCUCUACCUCCCCAGAAGUUUUAAUCCCCAAGGAUCGUAGCAAUGAUCUUGAAGCCAUUUCCAGAGUCGUACAGGAGGCGCGCCAUUUCAUAUAUAUCUCCAUCAUCGACUACCUACCCCUCCUCAGCAGAAAUGCUAACAGGUACUGGUCUCGUAUCGACGGUCUUAUCCGAGAGGCUCUGAUCCUGAGGAAGGUCCGAGUUCGUCUGCUGAUAAGUUGCUGGGAAAAGACUCAUCCACUUACUUUCAACUUCAUCUGGUCCCUGAGGAGUCUGUGCAUGGAUCAGGCCAACUGUUCAUUAGAAGCUAAGUUCUUCAACCCCAGAGUGCAGAGGGAUGGCAGUCUCCAGGGAAUAAACCACAACAGGUUUAUAGUGACAGAGAGAGCCAUUUAUUUAGGUAACCUUGACUGGGUGGGGAAUGAGUUUAACUUUAACGCAGGUGCAGGCCUGGUGAUCAGUCAGCCAGAGGGCAUCGAGGAGAGGAACUCUACAGUGGUGGAACAGCUACGGGCUGCAUUUGAGAGGGACUGGUUUUCACGUUACAGCCGCUCAAUGCAGGCUAAUAAGAUCCCCUGCAACAGGCACCGGAUAAACAGGCUGGUGUCAGUGAAAACUAGCCACCUAGACAAUGGACCAGUGCCUAUCAGGGCAGGCCAGCAUGAUAGAGAACCUGCACCACUGAGAAACAGCCACAAAGAUGACGGACAGACUAGAACAAGACACCACGAUGACAGAUUAAGCAAAAUUACUCGCCAAAGCAUGACUAAUGGAAUGGUGCCAAUCAUUGACAGUCACCAAGAGAGGGGACGCGUCAAAAUUAGUCACCCUGACAACAGACAGGUACAGAUCAGAGAGAACUACCGUGACAAUCCAAUGGAUCCACCCAGUCAGUCAGCCGAGAGCAGCGGCAGCACAGAGAUCGCCAACGGGUCCCUGUGACCACAGAGCAUGAUAAAUUCCUUUAGAAUUAACUCACCGGGUCUUUGUAGCAUUUUCUUGUCAUUUUUAAGAAAACAGAAAGAUUUGAGUAUAUCUGGUUUGCAGGACUUUUUGAUGUGCACAGAAGAACUCAGGAAGGAAAGUAAAGACUUCACUGCAGUCUGGCACUUUUGAUGGAUUUUUAAAUAUUUUGGGUUUCAAAGAAAUACUGAUUAAUACACUGUAACAGUAACGUUCAGCCUUGCUAUUUAUUUUUUCUUUUUCUCUCCUUGUUGAGGUCUCGAGUGAAAAGAAACAGGUGAACCCUUAUUGAUUGCCUAACUAGCUGUUAAGCUGUUUGUGGCAGUCAUAAUGUAUUACCCUUUAAAAGCGGGAAUGACACCUGCAUGUCUAUGCAGAGACGGGAGGCAAUGCAGCACGUGUGGCCACACCAGCUACAUUUAGGAGUGGGUGAUUUACUACACCACCUUACAUGUUGUUGAUCUUUAAUUGCAUCUGUAUUCCGAUUGGACGUGGACACUUUGGACUCAUGUAAAUAGUUUUGUGCAUCUCCAGCAGUAUUCGAAGUCAGUUACUGUGCAUUCAAAUAAUGACUUAAAACUUAUAUAUUAACACCUCCCAGACCAAAUCAACCACACUUACACUCAUGUGGUCCUUCUACAUGACUUUUUUCAACAGUGUCACUAGCUGGAAAGAGAAAUAUGUGGAAAUAUAUUUGACAUUUUUACAUUUAAAUGGGUUUACAGUUGACUCAUACGAACACAGAUCCCUGCAAAGGGUUUUUCCGUGUUUGUGUUAAGGGGUCAAAAAUUGCAAUUUAAUGUGCACUCACAAAACACACUGAAUUUGAUCAAUGUUAACAUGUAAUGUAAUUAAAGCAGCCUCAUAAAUUAUUUUGAGUGCUGGCUCACAGUUAAGGAAUUGGGGUGGGGGUGGGGGGCCUCUAAAGGGAUUGCAUUGAUCAAAUCAUGCCCUCCAUGUUUUAAUCUCAAUGUGGAGGAGUAAACACUGUACAGAGAGCGGUUACAUAAUCCACUCUCUUCACUGCAGGAAGGUGUAUAUCAAAAUGUUUUGUUUCAUGGAGGACAUUCUUGAAUUAGACGAUGCCAAUAUUCUUCAGUGAUUAUGACCUUACAUUAAAUGUACAAGUAUUUUUUCCUGGAGGUACAGGGGCUAUCAAUCUGAAAAGGUCCGUAUAGAUAAUCAUUCCAGGUCCCAGUUUACAAAUCUUGGGAAAAGACAAGGAAUUUAAUUUAUAGGAUACUUCCAAAUGCAAUGUUGUGACUUAUUGAACAAAUACUAAAGAAGCAGUUAAGAAGGGGCCAGAGGGUCUCUCCUGUCAGCCAAAUCAAUACAAUGAAUUUUUUAACACAGUUUCAGAGUUGCUGCAGUUUAGCCUCAAGGACAUGGUGGUCUGUAGUGUCACGCCUGUGACUGAAUAUAUAUUACCUUUACCAUGUAGAGGUAAAACUGAAAAUAUACGAAUGUCACUAAAAACAACUAAUUUACCCCAAACUGUAAGCUUGUAGCUACAUUCAUUUGCAUUUUGAAUGCUUGCAUGUCAGUUUAGGACCUUUACACAGUGUUUGCUGUGAGUGAGUUUAGUAACAAUGCUUGUGGGAUUAUAAUGCAGAAAUAUUUUUUAACUUUAAAAGCCAUUUAUCAAAGAAACAGUACCAGAGGGGCGGCGCAGGGUGAUGUUCUCAUCAGGUUGUUAUGGUCUGUGCUUUAAUCAGUACUUCUGAAUUCACUUAGCAGGAAUUGAACAAUUGAAUUAUUUAAUUUUGCAGUAGUGCAGAAAAACAGCAGAAAUUAUGACAGGUAGUCAUUGUGGUAAAAUUAAAAUAUCACAUGAUGUUUUGAGGAUAUCACCAGUAUUCUCUGUGCAGAAUUUGUGCCUGCUCUGCUGUAAACCACUGCACAGUCUCAGUCCUGUCAUAACAUGAUCCCUGACAGGACACAUGUAGCCGAACCACUGAUACAAGUGGAAAAUCAAAAAGUCAAAAAGACACCGUCUGACUAUUUUAAUCCGUUUGUUAUGGAUAACUUCUGCCAUCUAGAGGAUGUCACAGGAAGAAACGUUUCUUCUCACUUGUCUGCUGCAAUAUGAUAUUAUAAUUUUUCAAAAUCAGACUUGGACAAGAACACAUGUUGGUUUACAACUACUGUUUUUAUGUCAAUUGUUUUGGGUUUUUUUUAAACCCCAAAACAUCUAUAAGUGGCAGCGACAUGGGAAUGUAAGUGCGAAAGUAAGAACUGGAAUUAUGUUGAUAAUUAUUUGUUGGUAUGAUGCGAUCAGAGGUUUAUUUGUUCUUUACAAAACAACACGUAUUCUACCUACACAGUAUAGUACAGGACGUUAAUAUACAAGCAUUAAAGUAUGAAACAAGAAUAAUGUGUUUAAUUCUAACAUGCGUGUACCCUAACACUUUCUCUUAUUAACUGAUUUAUAACUCUUAUAUGACACUAAUAUGAAUGCAAACACAAUCAUCUGUUCCAUUUGUUUGUCCAUACAGAGUGAAUCUCAGUAGUAAUGUCCACAAACCACUUCAUCACCACACUGUAUUGCUUGUAAUCUUGUAAUCUGACAGCUGGUCUGGAGUCAGAUUCACUACUUUAUGCUGCUAUUAUCUAUGAUUGUCACACAGGAGGGGUGGGGUUGAUGUAUAUUACUUGUUUUUUCAAACUGUUUUGAUAAAUACAAAUAGUUAACAGGGACCAGGAUUAUGCCUUUAAUGGCGGAUUUUCAAUGGAGACUUCUAGAACACCACGACAAACAAUACAACAAUGCCAAGGUUUAAAAUCAACGGUUUACAAUCUGCUACAUGCAAAUUACAACAUCCAGAAUGUUUCUGUAUUGCCUGUUGUACACUGUCUGUCUGUCGAUCCCUCCAGGGAGAUGAAAGAAAACUGAGCAGUUUUCACUAAAUGCUCUUGAAGUCAGAGGACGGAUUUGUGGUAGCUGCCAAGUUAAACAGAGUGAAGCACUAGUACUGAAUGGUUCACUUUAAAUGCUCACUGUAAAAGCUUUUUUAAUGUCGCCUACCUUUAUUCUGUUGGCAUGACUGCUGCUUGCAUGCCCUGCCUUUAUAAACUGCACAGUAGCUAUGAGCCUUUCUAGAGAUCAUGAUAAUAUGAAAAAAAUGUUAUAUACCU